GGAGCGAGCACUUUCUCCACAGCUGCGGAGAAAAUCCUCCUCAGUGCGGCUCCCUGGGAUAAAUAAAUGUAAUGCAGAUCAGAGGUGUACUUUGUGUCUGUGUGGGGAGGGGGGGGGAUCUGCGACAUAACACGUUUGGGAGCCCAUGGCACGGUCUCGAGCGCUGUCCGCCUCCAACAUUAACCUGGCUAUUUCGAGAAACUUCCAGCCCACUUUUCCACGUCACUUCAAGGAAUCUUUAAAGCGUCCGUCGCCCGUAUAACAUGUUUCAGUACUCGACAUCCAGCAACAUGAACGGCAUGAAGACGCAGUCACCGACACCGAUAUCGACAACGGCCACCAACGACCACGACCCUCUUCCCCUCGGCUGGGAGGUCAAAAUUGACCCUCAGACCGGAUGGCCCUUCUUCGUGGAUCACAACAACCGCACGACAACCUGGAAUGACCCGCGACACGACGCGAAAAAGGUCAGAGAAUUGUCAGCAAAUGGACCCAACAUACCACCAGAACCAAGCCCUCAGGAGCUACAGAAAACCUUUGUGAGAGAGAUGAAGCACCCCAUUCUGCGCCCCGGAUACGUUCCUAUCCCUGUCUUCCAUGAGGGCGCAGAACUGAGGCAGCAACAGCAUCCGUGUUAUUCCUACAUCCAGCCAAACACUGCACAGAAUAUCCGGUCGGACGGCAGGACACCUUCCCCGACGCCGGGGCUCCACUGCAGGCCCAGAUCCCCUUUACAUGGACCUUCAGAUAGCUGCUCCGUGGAGCCUGGAAUGGCCAGCUCACCUGUUUCACAAACAGCAGAGGUUUACACUGCUCCUCAUCACCAACCCCCGCGGCCCAGCAGCACUGGUCUUCAAGCAGGUUACAUCCCCAUCCCGGUGAUCCAUGAGGGUGGAGGAGGCCAAACACAAUCGCAGGCUCAGCUGAAUCCCUCCGUCUACGCUCAGCGCAUCCCCUACUCGGAGCACCAGCAGCCCUUCUAUCGCCUUCAGACCGACGAAUGGCCUGGCUACUCUGCGGCGAUGCAGCCUCCCCGGGAAAGAGCCUCUCCGGUACUGAUUCCCCAGCAUCGCGAUGCUACUUCUAUUCACCUCCAGCCUCAUAUUAGAAGCCAGUCACCUAUUGUAACGCAGGUGCUGGGAGAAAGACCACAGGCUCAGCAGCAUGUCCUCACGAGAGACCCGCCCCAGAAAAUGGAGCAGGAACAACAAGGCACUCAGCAGAAACCCGAGAACACGCAGCUCCCCCAGCCGUUGCCCACGGAAGCUGACGUCCAAAAACCUCAACAACCUCACCAGUUCCAACAGCCUCCGCCUCAGCAACCACAACAGUUCCAACAGCCUCCGCCUCAGCAACCACAACAGUUUCAGCAACCACAACAGUUUCAGCAACCACAACAGUUCCAACAGCCUCCGCCUCAGCAACCACAACAGUUUCAGCAACCUCAACAGUUUCAGCAACCUCAACAGCUUCAGCAACCUCAACAGUUUCAGCAGCCACAACAGUUUCAGCAACCUCAACAGUUUCAGCACGCACCACCUCAGACGUCUCCACAGCCUCAGCAUCCCGAACAGUUGAUGCAGUCGCAGCAACAGUUCCAGCAGCCCCAGAAACCAGAACCACCACAACAACAUACUGCAGAUAUCACAGUUCAAAUACCUCCAAAACCCGAGGACAUGACAGCUGUUCCCCCAGAGGUCCCACCCGUAAAGGUUGAGGCUGAGCAGGCCGCCCAGAGCCCAGUCCACCCAGGCUUGGCUAAGGUACAGCAGAUAGUCGGACGGGUUGCUAAGCUGGAGCAGGAGGUGAGAGGCUUUGAUGGAAAGAAGAAUGGUAAGAGAUACAUGUUACUGGAGGAGAUGCUGACCAAAGAGCUCCUAGCACUGGACUCGGUCGACCCGGAGGGUCGUGUAGAUGUACGACAGUCGAGACGGGACGGUGUCCGUCGGGUUCAGAACAUCCUGGACGAACUGGAGCAAAUGGAGGAGCAGCCAGCCAGGCCCGCGAGCGAGACGGCGAUGGAGGGAGACAACCUGACACAGAAAGGAGAGCCCAGAAUGAUCACCAAGGAAAAUGUUGAGCUGGCAAAGGAGAUAUCCUAAUGACCUCACACUUCAUAAUCAAGAGGGGAGAAGGAUAACCUGCUUUAUAUUUGAUAGUGAACGAGCCCGACCCGGCGAACUCUCCUCCUCCUCUAUCUACAGAAUUUGUGGAAGUUGCAUGCAUCGAUUAACAGUGUUGGUAUUUACUGCCAUUCAGCACGUACUUGAUGGUAGCUCAGUGCGAUCAUGUUUUUCAAGCCAAUGUUGUUGCCUUCUAUGUUGUGCCAAUGUCUUCAUAAUAAGACAGCUGUCAUGAUCAAGGUGUUGUCAACAAUUUCUAGUCAAAUUGAAGUUUGAAUAAGAGGCCUUUAUUAAAUACAUGGGAAGAAAAGCAGAGGUAUUUUCUUAAGGAACGUUAUGUGUGGUUGCCUUUUGUCUUGAUCAAAUAUUGUAUGGAGCUUCCCUUAAUCCAGUCAAAACAAAUCAGUCGGUACACAAGUGCAAACACUGAGUCUUUUAAUUAAGCAGAACUCACUGCAGAAACUCAGUCAACAGAAAAGCAUGUCCCCCUUUAUAGCCACAUGGCCAUGUUGGAGCUGCUUUGUCACAGAACACAGUGAAUAUGUUUGUUAGAUGCUGCUUUUUGGUGCAUUACUGAUUUUGCCGUCUUUGCACUUUGCCAUCAUUGAAAUGUAUUACGCUGAAACAUCAGCAGCACCUCAUUUGAAAUAUAUAGGUUACACAGGUUUUGAUUGAUGUGUUUGUAUGUGCAUUGGUUUACUUGUUAUUUCAAAAACUAUAUCAGUAUUUAUAUCAUAUAGUAUUUUGGUACAUUUAUGAAUGUGUAAUGACAAGAGAGGUGAGAUGUGUAAUCUUACUUGACAUGUCAGACAAUCAGCACUUGGUUGUCAGAAUGUAUAACUACCACAGCCACAAUCUGUAAUGACGCUAACCCCCAAAAAACGGCCUAAAAGCCUUAAAAAUGCCAACUGUGAGAAGUUGGACAAUUCUUAAUAAAGAGAUGAAGUGCAAGAAAACUUCAAUCUGUCAUUUCAAACGGUUUGAAAUUAUUUUGAAGGUUAUGCUAAUUGUUUGUGUAGUAAUGUGUCACUAUAAUACAACCAUAAGCCAUCUGUGAGG
Messenger RNA from Anarrhichthys ocellatus (wolf-eel), 3182 nucleotides. RefSeq names its product BCL2 associated athanogene 3 (gene bag3). Gene Ontology annotation, biological process: negative regulation of striated muscle cell apoptotic process; protein stabilization; muscle cell cellular homeostasis. Gene Ontology annotation, molecular function: adenyl-nucleotide exchange factor activity; protein-folding chaperone binding. Bases 264 to 2102 code for a protein of 612 amino acids. The transcript is spliced from 4 exons. Gene Ontology annotation, cellular component: membrane; nucleus; cytoplasm. NCBI's taxonomy places the organism in Eukaryota, Metazoa, Chordata, Actinopteri, Perciformes, Anarhichadidae. The record is from RefSeq and is a predicted model, not a curated record.